Messenger RNA from Ixodes scapularis (black-legged tick), 1087 nucleotides. RefSeq names its product glutathione-specific gamma-glutamylcyclotransferase 1. The record is from RefSeq and is a predicted model, not a curated record. Bases 206 to 955 code for a protein of 249 amino acids. Gene Ontology annotation, molecular function: glutathione specific gamma-glutamylcyclotransferase activity; gamma-glutamylcyclotransferase activity. Lineage: Eukaryota; Metazoa; Arthropoda; Arachnida; Ixodida; Ixodidae. Gene Ontology annotation, cellular component: cytoplasm. Gene Ontology annotation, biological process: glutathione catabolic process. The transcript is spliced from 3 exons.
ACGUCGUCUGCUCCGAAUGGACGCCGGCCGGCUCGCGACGUCUGCUUUCGAACUUCUGGUGAUUUUCGCGUUCAAAACGGCCAAAAAACACCGCACUUCCGCCGAAUUCGGUCUCUCAAAGACGUGACGCGGCCAGGCAAGAAUCUGAAACGCUUUGAUUGAGUUUUUCCGCGCUGCAACGUUGCAAACUGACCGGUACUCAGCCAUGGCAUCGGGGAUAUGGGUGUUUGGCUACGGAUCGCUGGUCUGGAAUCCUGGAUUUGACUUCGUCCGCAGCCAGAUCGGCCACAUCCGUGGCUUCGAGCGACGGUUCUGGCAAGGAAACGACAAACACAGAGGAACACCAGAAAAGAUAGGCCGGGUGGCAACGUUGAUCGAGAGCGAGGAGGGCAUCGUCUGGGGUCGCGCGUUCCUCCUGCGCCCGGACGACCGCAGCUCGGGGACCUCCCUGUCCUACCUGGACGAGCGGGAAUCCAAGCUGGGCGGCUACGGGACCACCUUGGUCCAGUUCCGGCCCCGGGACCCCCGCGAAGACCCCGUCCCGGCCCUGGUGUACGUGGCCCUUCCGGGCAACCCGCUGUACCUGGGCCCUGCCAGCGUCCGGGCCCUGGCCGACCAGAUAGCCACGUCCAGGGGACCUAGUGGCAGCAACGCUGAGUACGUCCUCAGGCUGGCCCGCUUCAUGAGGGAAGAGGUCCCUGGUAUAUGGGACGAUCACCUGUUCGCGCUAGAGUCGUCGCUUCUUGUUCGACUAGAAGAGCUGAAGAUGACCGACGAGAUGACGUCGUCUUCUGCCAGCGACCGGGACCUCCGCGCGUCGCUGGAGGUCGGCUGCAAGGGCGCCACCGGCGAAGUCGAAGACGUGACCACAGAUGCGCGCAACUCGCCGGCGACCGUGGCUGUCGACUUUGUGUCCGCGGUGUCUUCGACGAAGCUACGCUGCCUCGACCUUUGAUGUCGGGCUCGCGUAUAGACCCUCGCGAAUUUCGCGUCAUGUUUCUGAGAACAUUCUCCGCGCACGUUGCGCUUGCACGAGCUCCAGCAUGUAGCGCAAUGCAUUUGGCUGAAACAAAAUUACUUGACCUUC